This is a messenger RNA of Pungitius pungitius (ninespine stickleback), 1043 nucleotides long. RefSeq names its product small nuclear RNA activating complex, polypeptide 5 (gene snapc5). Gene Ontology annotation, biological process: transcription by RNA polymerase II; transcription initiation at RNA polymerase III promoter. NCBI's taxonomy places the organism in Eukaryota, Metazoa, Chordata, Actinopteri, Perciformes, Gasterosteidae. The transcript is spliced from 4 exons. Gene Ontology annotation, cellular component: nucleus. The coding region runs from base 215 to 574 and encodes 119 amino acids. The record is from RefSeq and is a predicted model, not a curated record.
CGGAUAUGACCGCUUAACCACAGGAACCAACUUUAGCUAGUAACGUUAGCUCUUUCUGUAGCAACAACAACUCGCUAUCGGAAUUCAAAACAAAAGCCUUCGGAAGCACGUUAUUCUGUUCAUCAUCGCCUUCGUCGUUAAUAUGGAGCUGUAGGCGCAAUCUAUAAACGAAGUGUUGAGGAAUGGUCUGACUGCAGCAGCAGCACCAGUAAAGAUGCACAGCCGUCUGCAGGAACUGAAGAAGGAAGAGGAGACUCUCCUUAAAAUCAAAGUCAUGUUACAGGACCAGCUGAACCGGUUGAAGUUCGAGGAAGGCGCCUUGAAAUCGAUCAUCAGUGCUCAAACGGAAGAAGGAGCCUCUGAACGAUCUUCCCCAGAAACUGAGGUUCAUAUUAACCUUGACGAUGAGAGCAAGAUCAAUCAAACCAAACUGCUACUGAAUGCCGCUGUAGAUUUUGAUAUGGAGGAGGAGGACGAUGAGGAGGAGGAGGAGGAGGAGGAGGAGGAGGAUGAUGAAGAUGACAAUGAGCUUCCGUUUAUGCCUGACGAAGAUGAGGACGAGGAUGAUUACUGAGGUUCUCUGUUUUACAUGAGGCCUCUAUAUUUGCACAACUGAAGAAGAACCACAUGUAACUGGACAUCUGCUGAUUUGUUGGUCCGAUUUUAUCACUUAUGGAGAUUAAUUUAUUUGGAUGAAGUGAGUUUCUGUUGCAGUUUAACAUUGCCCUCUCCUGUUUGUGAUUCCAGUUCUGUUAUUGACAACAUACUAUGUUAGAAUUCAUGUGUCAAAUUUUGUGAGAAACGUUUCACUGAUAUGCAGUAAGACAGUGUUAUUAGGUGCCUAUAGCUUAUUAGACAUGUUGCAUUGUGAGGAUAAGCAUAAAGGUGUAUGGCUGGGCCAUAUAAGAAGAUAGUGUGUAUGUACGAGAAGAUAAUUGUAAGCACAAAAUAAAAUGUUUUGCAUAGGGUUUAUCUGACCUGACAUCUUUUACAAUGUCCACUUGUUUUUCAAAUGUGAUAAAUGUUUGCUGAUGGUCAACAAG